CAUAUUAAGUCUCCUAACUAAACCGAUCCCAAGAGAAUAACUGGGUGGCUUAACAUGGGUCACGUUAAAGAAUAAGCCUGCAUUGGAAACUGAACAUCAGCAAUGAAUUAGUAAUGUUACCUUCUCUUCCGACAAAGGUAAAAAAAAACAUCAAAAUAUCUACUAGCAUAUUUUGCCUUUCUUUAUUUUGCUUCACAGUAGGCACAACGUCAAAAAAUUUCUUUUGUGUUUAACCAUCGUUCUUCGUUCCAUUUUCCCCCUAUUUUUUUUGUAAAUUUCUCCACAUUUUAGCCACAUUCUUAAUUUUUAAUCGGUGUACUCAAAUAUAUAUUUUUUUGUCUUCCUGUCCAAAUCAUGCAAAACGGACUUAAAACUAUUGGAGAGUGUGCAGAGGCGAGCUACGCGUUUCAUCCAGCAAAGAUUAUUAUUUUGUGUGUGUUGGUGUUAUGUACCCAGGUGAAUAUGAUGUUUGUGAUGUUACUCUGACAAACAUCAUAUUCACCUGAGUACAUAACACCAACACACACAAAAUAAUCAUAUCAUAGAAUAUACGGAUAUCGAAGGAACUAGACUCGGUUCCGAAAUAUCAUCAAGUCGAACCGACUAGUACUUGACCAUAUAGCUCAGUUGGCAGAGCAUUGGACUAGUAUCCCAAAAGUCGCGGGUUCGAUUCCCACCGUGGUCAAGCUAACUUUUCAGCUUGCCCGGUGUGGAUGCACACUCAGAGUAACAUCACAAACAAGAGAUUAUUAUGUCCGACCCAACUACAAGUCUUGCUUGAUUAGUCUCAACCUGCUUCCUAUUUCGUACUGGUUGGAGUGUCGUGACUUAUGCUUUGUUUAUAAGUAUAUGAGCGGUUCAUUAGUGUACAGCUUGAAGAUUACUUACAAGUCUCGAGUGGUUGCACAAGCAGCUCUACUAAUAGUUUGAAUCUGUAUCCUGUACACCGUCUCCGUACUUCAUUAUUUAGAGACUCCUUCUUCAAUCGCGUCGUAAAGCUUUGAAAUAGUCUACCACUUGAAAUACGCAAAUCAUCUUCAAUCAUUGCGUUUAAAUCUCGUUUGUAUAAACAUUAUUCUCUUAAGUUACGGAACGUUUUUGAUACGAUUAGAUUAAUAAGUACAUGGAAAUUGGAAACUUGUAAGUCUAUUGGCAGCCCUUCCUGUUGUUAGUUGUUAGGGACCUUUAGCAAAUAGGUGACAGCAACGCGACGACGGUGGCCAAAACAAAUUCGUUCAAAUAAGUAACUUUAAGAUCAACAUGUCUUGUAUUAUCCGUUGUAUGUAUAGAAUAUCAGGCAUGCAAUUGAAUAUCAGGCAUGCAAAUAACAAUUAUUCGCCAAAGGCGAGGUGAUCACAAAUUCAUUAAUAAUUCAUGAGUAAUUAAACCAAUAGCAUGUAAGCAUUCCGUCACAAGAUGCUGUUUGGAUACCGUGGUCAAACACAGUCAGACACGGCAACAUAAGUGUUUAGCUGCAUACGUAAUUAAGAUAUUUGGUGAAAGUCACUAGUGUUUUCAUCAAAUAUCUUAAUUACGUAUGCAAAAUCAAGUCAGCAAACAAAUUCACACCCAAAAUUGCUUUAAUCGCAAUCACUCUUUGACGUCUACAUGACUUAAAUACGAACAAUCAAAUCAUUAUCUAUACAUCGUGAAAAGCCCACUUCAGUUAUGCCGCAAUGUGUAUCUCAAUAGAAUUCCCAAUUACGAUAUGCCUCGUUAGGAAUUCUAUUCAAAUCAGCAAACGAAAACAUUCUGUUACGUCUCGAUUCAUUUGAGAAGCAAUAUAAACAACUUACAACUCGAGCUCGUGUCUCACCGGGAUAUCCAAACACUCGAAAAUUCGCGCUCGUGUUUUCAUACAUUGUUUUCUCGUGUUUGGAUAUCCGGCCGGUGAAACACUCGCUCUCGUUGUUCAUACAGGGUGUAUAAAAAAACGCAACCUCGGAAUUUCCCAAGAAAUCGACAUUGUUUCAAAGACAAAAGAUUUUAGACGCCUGGGAAUUUAAAAUAGCACAACUGUCAAAAUUACUGCACACGCGAGUACAUAAAGCAAAAUUUAUGCAUUUAUUUAAUCACAACAACAGUAAUAUGAUCUAUUAGCAAUUCGAUUUCAAUUCCCAGGGGCCUAAAAUCUUUUAUGCUUAAGAAUUGCAAAGUGAUUUCUUAGGAAAUUCCGAGGUUGCGUUUUUUUUUAUACACCCUGUAAAUUUUGAAUACAAUGUCAACAGAUGACCUUUUUCAUUGCAAACCAGAUGUGUUGAUCAAUUGUUAUAUACGUAUAUAAAGGCGAAAACCCCAAUCAAACGAGGAUGGCAGUUGAUAUAUGCACUGCAGGGCACAUAUUUUAAGAAAAAAAAUAAAGGUGUUAUGAGUGUUCCAACUGCGUUUUAACUUUAAAAUACGUGAUAGAGUUGUGAAAGCAGUGAACUGCCAACUCCCAUACACUCUCAUCCUCAUUUGAUCUGUGCUUGUAUAUAACAUGAUAUCAAACUUGAACUGUGUUCAUUCAAUUACAUGCAGAGUUCUAUUAUUGUAUUGAACAGUGGUCACCUACGGUUGCCGAGGUAUAUUGAAUAAACACAUUUUCCACGUUUAUGAAACCCACCUCCGGAGAGAGCAAGACAGAAUAUAUACACUAACAGGUAAGGAUUUGCUACGAAAAUCACGUUUAACUUUCGUAUAUACAUAUCUAUAUUGAAAUUGUGAUGUGUAUCAAUCUUGCAACUUGCAGUAAAGAACCGUCUAAACGACUCCGACAUUUAUCUCCCAAACAUAAUUGUCACAUGGCCAGAAAUCAUAGAUAUGAUUUAUUCUACUUCCUUCGCAAUUUGCAUAUAUAACAGUCGGUGAAUUUUGUGCGACGUUGUUAAUUGCGAAAUUUGAGAAUAAAGUAUAUAGGUCGUUUGCAACUUGCCUCAAUCGCUGGCUGCAAAACGAAGUCUGUCGAAGUAUUUAGUGUAAUGUGGGCCUGAUUUCAGUUACUGCCUAUUCUGUAGUUUCAAUAUUUGUACAGAGGUUGGUUUCUUUACGACAUUUGUAUAUUCAAACCCCAUAUAAAUUAAGAAUACCGCACUACUGCCACUGGAGUUAGAAACGAAAAUUCAGAAUAACAAAAGACUUACACCAGGGAAACUAUGUUCUGCAACCAGCAAUUGCGGCAAACUGCAGACGACGUUAACGACCUACCGUAUUCUCUGAUUUUGGGAUUUACAGCAUCGCGUAAUUAUUAUUUACUGUUUACUGCAGGAGCCAUAUUUCAACGGGUUUUGUCGGGUUAUGCAUCGUCGGGUUAUGCAUCGUCGGGUUAUGCAUCGUCGGCAUAUUUCAACGGGUUUUGUCGGGUUAUGCAAAUUUAAUAGCAAGGAAGUAGAUAUAAAUUAUGUUCGUGAUUUCUGGCUAUGAAACAAUGUCAAUGUUGCAUGCAUCCAACGAUAUAGAUCUAUUCUACUUUCUGCGCAGGCCGUUAUGAAUUCCCUAAAGCCUGGAUUCCAUAUGGUCGUAAUAAUUUCAAAAAAUAGAGUCACGAUCUUUCUCAACGGCCAGUUUAUAAUAGUUAAUAGUUUAUAUCUGUAAACUACAUAUAAAUCAUAAUAUUCUCUAGUUAUAAUCUAUGUUAUAAUGAGAAAGAUCGUGACUCAAUCUUUAAUACGACUGUUACGACCGUAUGGAAACCAGGCAAUUAGUUUCAUCAUAGUUACGGGUAAACCGCGUGUUUGGUGUAUAAUUUAGGCUGUGUUUUAUAUAUUUGACAAUUACACUAAGUAUACUAAUACUCUUCGUGAUACUCUUCAUGACGAAGAGUACGUCUACUUUGUUGUUUGAAAUAAAUGUUCUGUUGCUUGACACUGAUAUGUGUGUGUGUGUUGUCUGCCUUCUCUGACAUUAAUACUCUAGUGGAGGUCAACCUUUGAACAGGGUCAGGGGUGAACUAAAACAACAAAGAAACAAUAUAGCCGUCAACGCAUUUUAUGUAAAUGAGUUGUCCGACUAUUAAAAAAGCCAAUGUGUAUAUAAAAUAAUAUACACAAUAUAAAAUCUGUCCCUUACCCAUGACACAAAUCCUUGACCCCCCAAUUGAGUGGAUAUAUGACGUCAUGAGACCCAAGACUAUGGGUUUGGUUUUUUGGUUCAUCAUACUAUAAACUAAAAUCUCUCGUAAGCGAACAUCUUUUUGGAAUCAGUAUAGCAUUGCGCUGUAACUCGAGUAGAAGUUAAGCCUUGUUGUUGUAAUUCCAGGCCCACCAAAUUGAUUUUCCGUGAAACACUGUGUCGUCGUUAGUCCUAAGAUGAGAACAAACAACCGCAGACUGGUAUGGGAAGAUUGGUUGGCGAUCGCCAUUUAUUUUGUUUUUACCAUUGGUCUUGGUCUGGCGGUUAGUAUUACGGCGUUUUUUACAUGGACAAGUGGACAACCAUUGAUCUGGCCGUUUGAUUGAGAGAUUGAAUGACUCACUUGAUUGAUUUUAUUGACUGUCGGAUUGAUUGAUUAAUGAACCAAUUGAUUAAUAGUUUAUUGACUCGGAUUUUUUUAUUUCUUUGACUGACUUGAUUGAUUUGAUUGACUAAUUUAAUUGAUUUCAUUUACAAAUUAAUCGAUUUGAAUGUCAAUUGCUCGACUUGCUUGACAUUGAUUUACUUCGUUAAUCAGGGAUUUAAUUUGAUUAAUUUAACUACCUGGGUUAACUGAUUUUGGCUGAUUGAUUUGAUUGACUGAUUUGAUUCAUCUAAUUGACAUAGAUUGAUCCGAUAGAUUUCGUUGAUGAAUUGGCUGACUUGAUUAACUGACUUGAUCAAUUUUAUUUAUUAAUUAGUGACUCAUUGAAUAAUUGAUUGAUUAAUUGUUCGACUGAUUAAUUAAUUGGUUGAAAGAUAGAUGAUGAAUUACUAAAUGAUUGAUUAAUUGGAUUGACUGAUUAAUGAAUUGAUAUAUUAAUUCAUUGACUGACCAAUUGAUUGAUUAAUUAAUUAACCAAUUAAUGUAAUUUAUUCGGUUUGAAUGAUUUAUUUAUCGAUUGUCUGACUAAUUGCGUGAUUAAUUGCGUGAUUGAUCGAUUGAGCUCAUUGAUUGAUGUACUCAGGUAAAAUUUCGACGUGGACGAAGACAGGAAUCGACAGAGAGUUUUUUCUUAGCCGGUCGUUCUUUAGUCUGGUGGAUGGUGGGGGGAAGCAUCUUUGCAAGUAACAUUGGUGGAACACAUUUUAUUGGUAUUGCUGGUGAUGGUGCCGCUACUGGCAUAGCAGUCAUUUGUUAUGAAUGGCAGGUAUGGUGGUAUUGAGGUGUUGGUGAUGGUAUAUUUACCAGUAGUAUUGGUGGUGCGCAUUUUAUUGGUAUUCCUGGUCAUGCUACUGUCAUGGCAGUCAUUUUCUAUGAAUGGCAGGUAUGGUGAUAUUGAGGUGUUCGUGGUGGUAUAUUUACCAGUAAUGCUGAUGGUUCUGUUAAUUGGUGAUAUGUAGAUGAUUGAAUUUUUAUGGUUGACUAAAGAAAGAUAUUCAUGAGCUUUAUAGGAAGAUUCAGCCAGAAUUCUACCCACACAGGAAGUUUUAGCUCGAUUGGUUAGCAAUGGUCAAAACUUUUGUGAAACAUCAGAGUAGAUAGUCCCCUUAACUAAAAACAACUUACAAUGGAUCUAAACAAUGCCCAAACGCUAAUCUUGACUGAAAAUAACACACAGUACAAAAAUUAUUUCCAGGCAUCGUGGACCCUCCUAAUCCUCGGAUACUUUUUUGUUCCAGUUUAUUUAACAUCUGGAGUAAGUAAAGACGUAUUUAUAUAUUGUCUCUGCUUUACAUUUAAAGCCAGGCAGGGGCGAAACUUGAGGGGGGUAUGUGGGGGUGCCACCCCCCCCCCCAAAUACAAAUCAUCCGGAUUGACAGGGCAACCAAAGAUUUUAAAUAACAGAAUGUAGAGUUAUUAAGUAACUUACAGGGCUUUCAGAGGGAAUUGAAUAGAAUUUAUAGACCUAAUUGUACAGAUAUUGGUCCAAAAAUAAGGGGGGUUUCACCCAUGUUUUAACAGGAAUUUGUACGGAAAAAAAUUUUUGAACCUUAAUUUAACCGGUUUGUGUCGGGAAAAUUAUUAGACCCUUUUUUUAAUGUCCGGAAAAAUGUUUUUGGAAAAAUAGUGGCCAGAAAUAAAAGUUUGCUGCAGGGCAUCAUCGGUUUUGGCAGGGCAAUUCUGGCAGACACCCCCCCCCCCCCGAAUUAAAAGGGGCUAGUUUCGCCCCUGAAGUCGGGUCAUGUUACACGAGGCAUUUUUUAUGCAAACAGGUUGUAACAAGGUUGUUGUCAAACAGAUAUCAGGAUGCAUGUGUUCGCACUAUUUGUUCCCAGUUGUUGUGACAAGUCUAAAACAAGUUGUUAUCGGACUUGUUGGAACAACUUGUUGCAAGUCUGUUGCCCUCAUCAGUCUAGUCAGAACAUGAUGAUAACACCAUUCAUAACAACUUGUUAUAGACUUGUCAACACAUCUAGGAACAUAGUCAGUCAAGUAUGACUACUUUUUUGAUAACAUGGCUCUGUAUCCAAAAUUGUAUUUGCUCUUUCCACUAAAAUUGCUUUGUGUAACAUCGCCACGUAACUACAUUUGCUAAUUGCCCAGAUAAAAGCCACGAAAUAUCUAUUAAUGCUAAUACAAUUUUUGUUUCAGAUAUACACAAUGCCGGAAUAUAUGCAGAAACGUUAUCAAAGUCAGUCCAUCCGCACUAUUUUGACAUUUAUAACCCUUGUGAGUUAUGUCUUCACUAAAAUCUCGGUAAGUCAAGCCCUGCUAGGAAUUUCAAGUAAAUUGAUAUUCACACCAUUUUACUUUUGGUAAGGGCUGACUGUACGAAGGCCGGGGGGCGGCUAUUCAAAGCAUGAUUAGUGAAAACAGUGGGUUAAAUUUAACCCAUGGAUUUGGUUUAUUAAUAUCUGUACGUCUGCUUAUUUUAAAACUUUAGAAAAUUAAACUUCGAUCUGACGAUACAGACAAGAUUUCCGACAAAAAGCAUUUCCAAUUUCUUAACCAUCUCCUGCAUGUGAAGUAUACUUUGACUAUUACACGUUAACCCAUGCAGAUAGCGCCUUCAAUCCUGCCUUCGCACAACCGGCUCCAUUAUUAAGUAUCCUACAUUUACCGGACUGAAUAUUAAGUAAUCACGCAUGCAGACAUAAUUAGCUUGGAACUUUGGGUAUAUGCUGGUAUAUUGAGCCAGUAUUAUCGGGUAUAUUUGUAUUUUGGUAACCCCCUGACUAGGCCUGGGAAGUAGUACAGCGAAAUUUACGCACAAUGGAACAGACAGAUUUAAUAAACGAACGAAGAACGAAACAAAUAAACAGGACGAAUCAUAUAAAGAGAAAUAAUUGAAGAAAUAAGAAAACACACCGACAAACUUUUAUUCACUUUCGCUUUCUCUCUUCAGAUCGAUAUUUACGCUGGCAGUGUCUAUUUCCGAGAAGCAACAGGAUGGAAUAUUUACAUAUCAGCAUUUGUUGUGCUGAGUAUUACGGCUGUGUAUGUAAUUGUUGGUAAGGGCUCGUCCUUAAUUAUCGGCAUUUUCACAAAAGCGUGCUUUUUUUCAAUCCCCCUCCCAACUAUAUUCACACAUCUUUUCACAUGCAAAAUUUUAUGUGCAAUUGAAACUCUUUCAAAACUGAUCAAACCAAUGGCAGUGUCACGUAAAAAUGGAGAAAUAUAUUUCAACCUUGCAUGCAAUGAUAGUAUAGCCAGCUGAGCAUGCAACUAGUAGUAUUUUUUAUAUAGUGAAAUGGCAUAUGGUCCAUAUGCGUUCAGUAUCAUGAAGCCCCAGCGUCUCCCUCUCCCUGCUGUGCAAUCUUACAGGUCAAAUGAGACGUCUAUAUUCUAAUUAAUUUUAGGCGGUCUUGAAGCAGUUACAUUUACAGAUAUUUUACAAGUCAGCAUUAUGCUUAUUGGCGCUAUAAUACUCACGAUAUUAGGUAAGUGCAUUCACAUUUCUUUGCUAUGGGUCCUUUGUUCAAACAUCAAAGUAUCGAUCGCUUAAUACUUAUCCUACUUAGAAAUAACCGACUAACAAUCUAACAGACUAACAGACAGUGGCCUGCUGGCUCCUGUUCGUCAGUGGAGGCGCUCAUCAUCAUACAUUUCCCAAAAUAUGUGUCCACGGGGGGGAGAAUGGUGUUAAAAAAAAUUCGAAAUAUCCUAUUAAGAUGCCGCUGUUUCUUUACUCAUUUUGCCAAUUUUUACGUACAAUUGACAAUUUUGGGGUUUUUUUAUAUAUCUUUACCAAAGUUCGUUUGUGGACCGUAAUAACGAGUUUGUCAGCUAACAAAGGGAAUAAACAUAUGAACACAAUCAUAUACAUAAGUUGAAGAUGCUUGACUUACAUUUCUUUAAACAAAAUUAUUCCAGGUUUUAUAGAGAUCGGCGGUUUAGAAAAGUUGUGGGAAGAAUACCCGAAAUCAUUUGGUCGUAAUUGGCGAACGAUGGAGAAUGUCACCGUCAAUGGCACGAUAUCGGAGAGUCAUGGUAACUCAUCAAGUUGUUAUGGUCUUACUCCAUAUUGGGCAAAUAUGUUCCGUCCUUUUGAUGAUCCGGACUUUCCAUGGUUUGGCCUCUGGUUCGCUUUACCCAUUGUCGAGAUUUGGUACUGGUGCACUGAUCAGGUAUAGUAUAAACCUUAUGAUUUCUUUUGAAAUCGGCAAUAAUUUUUCUUGAGAGAGCUUCGGAUUGAUAGGGAAGCAACUACCUGAAAAAUACAAGGAGAAUCUCGCUGUUCCCUUCGUCGGCUAUUAGAGACCUUACGAUUUUAGGACGGCAACGCGACGACAACGGCUACCAAUACAAUAAACCAUUGAAAAGAAUUGAUUAAUUACAAUAUAUGAAUAAUUUAAACAUUGUCCUCGCUCUGUUUACAACGCCAAAUCACAGAUUUUCACGUGUUGAUACAACGGGCCAACGGCUGCAUUGCAAGCCGCAACAAAUGCAACUUCAAACUGGAUUUAGUAGAACUCUUCCCAAACAUAAAACCCAUGCCGUCAACUUCUAAAACUAUAUUAAAUUCGUACGAUUGAUAAUCGAUUAUCUACAACGAAUUAUCUUUACUACCAUUUGUUUGAAGGAGUUUGUUUUGGCCGUCGUCGUCGCGUUGCCGUCCUAAAAUCGUAAGGUCUCUAUUACCUUAACGAUGUAGGACGGCAAAGCAAUGACAACGGCCAGAAUAAAAUCAUUCAAAUAAACGAUGGUAAAGAAAGUUUGUAGACUAUUAUCGAUCGUAUCAAUUUAACACUGUUUGGUUAGCUGGAAAUAGUGGUUUUAUUGUUGAGAAAGUUCUACUUACUGUAAUACUGAGCUAUCGCAUCUCGAAAUUUGCAGGCGUUUUAUCCAAGACGUAAAAGUCUGUAGCCUCCCGUUAUAAACAGACCGUGGAUAAUGUCUCAAUCAAAACUCCUGUGGGAUAUUAAUUAUUCAUUUAUUUCUUAAAUAUUAUGAAUCUCAUUGCGGUAGAAUAGCUGUCGUCGCCACUUUGCCGCUCCACAUCGUAAGGUCCGACGAAGAACCUUGCAUCCCUAUCAAUUGCUAUGAUUAUCUUUGUUUCGUAUGGUUUAUUUUAUUCAUACGACUCCCUCCUUUCCUUUCUUAUAAAAGGCAGCUGCAUCGAGUAUAGACCAUAAACCGAUUCGAAAAAUAUUUGUCAUUAUUUUUUUUUCUCCCAGAAUCUUUCUUGCAAAGUUUGGUUGCGAAUUGUUGUAAAAUUAGGAAAAUAUGUCACUGUGAAGUUCGCAAAUUUUGUAUAUAUUUAAGCCGAAAGUGGUUAUUUUUACCGCGUGUAAUACAAAUAUAUACAAAAUUUGCAAACUUCACACGGCUAUAUUUUCUUCAUUUUACAACAUUUAGCAACCAAUCUUUGCAGUUUUACUCAUUCUAAGACGCUCUUUCUAGCUGUGGUGUUGGAUUCGUUCGUCUUGCCUUGAUCAAAAUUUAGUCUAUAGCUGGAAACACCUAUAACCUAUUAGAUUUCGAUCCGUUGUGCUCUGUGUAAGUCUGGACGUAUCCAGCUUCAUUAAUUUGAAAUUGUUAAAGUCUUUGAUAGAAAUUAAAACAAAAGUCAUUACUCCCAGUCAUAACUCAUGGUUCUAUGCAUCAUCUCUUGAUUUCUCUUUAUCAUGCAGAGAUUUUGCGGGCUCAUUUUCAAAUAAUUUUUGCGAUCUCAGGUACACAAAAAGUUAUGCCUGUGGACUACUGUGCCGGGAAUUUUCAAAACGAAUGUAAUGACAAUGGAACAUUCCGAGCACUGGAUCGUCACUUAGUGGUAUUACUGUUAUGCUAUAAGUAAUGCAAGAAAAAAGGGUCGAUAGAUAACGCAUACUUCAGGGGCUGUAAGAUGUAGCAAUAAGCUCUUGGGAAUCAUAUCCGUUGUUAAGGCAAAUCCAAGACAUCGAAGUCCGUUGAAAUGGACACACGACACAAACGCUGUCUAAGGUGGAUAUAUGACACGAGAACAAUAUAAAGAAUUAUGAAAGCGACAAGGCAACCUUUCAAUACUGUGACAUUGUAAGGUUUAAACGUCUGGGGCCGCUUGUUCAAAGGUGGGUUAGCGCUAAUUCUGCAUGGGUUAAAAUUUAACCAACGGUUUUAGUUUAUGUAUUUCUGCACGUCUGUUUAUUUCAAAACUUCACAGAAGUAAACUCCUAUCGAUCUAGACAAGAUCUCUGAAGAAAUAUGUCCACAUUUAUAGACAAGCUGUGAGGAAGUUUGCUUUGAAUUUUAGGUUAACCCAGGGUUAAGCUCACCCAGCUUUGAACAACAGGCCCCUGACGAGCGAACCUAUUCUUCCCCCCAACAGGACCCUCUCAGUGACCUGAAGGUUCACUGGCAUAUUUUGUAGGUGAUGGUUCAACGUGCUUUGGCAGCCAAGAGUGUCGUACACGCGAAAGGCGGGACAAUAUUUGCUGGAUUUCUCAAGAUAUUGCCCAUGUUUAUUAUGGUCUUCCCUGGAAUGAUCAGCCGAGUUUUAUAUAAAGAUGAUGUCGCAUGUCCUGAUGCUGAGAGCUGCGAGAGAGCGUGUGGAAAUAAGUUAGGAUGUUCAAACUUAGCUUAUCCAAGGUAAUUAUGUGUGGUAUUGAUGAGGAUGGUGGUGGU
This is a messenger RNA of Paramuricea clavata, 11098 nucleotides long. The record is from the annotation of a GenBank genome assembly. NCBI's taxonomy places the organism in Eukaryota, Metazoa, Cnidaria, Anthozoa, Malacalcyonacea, Plexauridae.